This is a messenger RNA of Triplophysa dalaica, 1296 nucleotides long. It is a transcript of the gene cldnk, whose product is annotated as claudin k. Lineage: Eukaryota; Metazoa; Chordata; Actinopteri; Cypriniformes; Nemacheilidae. The coding region runs from base 23 to 673 and encodes 216 amino acids. The transcript has a single exon. Gene Ontology annotation, biological process: bicellular tight junction assembly; cell adhesion. Gene Ontology annotation, cellular component: plasma membrane; bicellular tight junction. Gene Ontology annotation, molecular function: structural molecule activity. The record is from RefSeq and is a predicted model, not a curated record.
UCUUAAAAAAGAAAGAUUCACCAUGGCAACAACAGGCAUGCAAUUGCUAGGUUUGGUCCUGUCCAUCAUCGGCUGGGUGGGCGGGCUUCUUGUGUGUACCCUGCCCAUGUGGAGGGUCACCGCCUUUAUUGGAAACAACAUUGUGACGGCUCAGAUCACGUGGGAGGGCUUGUGGAUGAAUUGUAUCUGGCAGAGCACGGGGGAAAUACAAUGUAAGGUGUACGACAGCUUACUGGCUCUCCCCAGUGACAUGAAAGCCGCCCGGGGUUUCACUGUCAUGGCUUUGCUCAUCUGCACCCUUGCACUUGCUCUCGGUGUCCUGGGUAUCAAGUGCACGGAGUGUGUGGGGCACCAAAGCAGCAAGGCACGCCUGGCCCGAGUGUCGGGCAUUCUCUUCUUCAUCGCUGGGUUCCUCAUCCUCGUACCUGUCUGCUGGACCGCCCAUUCCAUCAUCAGGGAUUUCUAUGACCCGUACGUGGCGGCCCCUCACAAACGCGAGCUCGGGCCUAAUCUCUACCUGGGAUGGGGAGGUUCGGCUCUGCUGUUGAUCGGUGGAUCGCUGCUCUACGCCGGGUCGAAUCCUCCCGGGAUUCCCUCCUCUCCUACAUUUAGCAGCGGCGAGAGUAGUCCACGCAGAGCUGGAGGACCAGCCCAGGUCAAGGGCUACGUUUAAGGAGCAACACGACCGUCCCCGAAAGCCUUCUCUGCCAAUGUUUCCUAUUGUGAUAGAUUCAAGUUAAUGCUAUGGUGCAUCUGCGUCAUGCAUGAAUUACCGUAAUUACAGGUUUUCAGGAAUUUUAUGUAAAUGGUACCUUUGUAAGAAGAGCUAAAAUGGUUUUGAUCCCAACAACUACAGAUGGUUACAGAUUACAUACACACAGUUCUGUAUGAUGUACGAUUUUAUUACAGCCACUGUUACCUGGUGUGCUCUGUAUAUUCUUAUGAAUUUUUCUGGAACAUGAAUUAACUAUUAAAGUGUUUAAAUAUCUUGCUGUCAUAAACAACAAAACUGCACAUGAAUCUAUUUUGGCAUUACAAGUGUUGCCAUGAAAACAGGAAUGUGAGCAGCUCUGAAGAGUCAUCUUCUCGCGAUUACAGUAAUUUCAGGAUGUAAAUCCAGCAUUAAUAUAUUUUAUAUCAUUCAAAAUAUUUCUGUUUAUGUAAAGGAGGUAGAAAAUAGAAAUGUGAAAUUGAUUUUUUCUUUCCACCUCUAAUGUCCAGUUAAAAGUCUUGUCUUUAUCUGUAAUUGUCCAAUAUGUUAUUGAAUAAUAAAACCAAAAUAAUACAAACAUUAAA